Microstroma glucosiphilum is the source of this 803-nucleotide messenger RNA. RefSeq lists its product as hypothetical. Lineage: Eukaryota; Fungi; Basidiomycota; Exobasidiomycetes; Microstromatales; Microstromataceae. The record is from RefSeq and is a predicted model, not a curated record. Bases 183 to 704 code for a protein of 173 amino acids. The transcript has a single exon.
UUUGAACGGUACACCUGGUACGAAGACUCGGCAGCACGUGCAGUGGCACUCAUCGGGAGCACCACUGGACAUCGACCGUCAGUGGAAGUCCUGCGAAGCCAUCUCUCAAAUGAGCUCAAAGGCGAGAAGGGAGGUCUGCCUCGGCUCACGCUGAAGAGAGUUAGCAAGGGUAACACGAGCUGAUGCUGGCGUCUGCCCAGAAUGGCUGGCAGUCUGAUUCUGACUCAGGAAGACGCGACAGUAUUCGGUAUGAGGUCGGAUGCCCCCAAUGGGAAGUACCAGCUGGAGCUGAGCGCAGAAUACGAGACAGGGUUCCUGACCGUCGACCAGCUUACGUCAGAAGAGGUGACAGAAUUCGAGGGUGUCAAGAUUUGCUUCAAAAUCUUUCGAGGAGAGGCAGCCCUCGAAGGAUGGUAUCCACUGAGAGCGCGCAAGCCCACAGGCGAUCUCUGUUAUCUCUUGCGCGAGGUGAUGGCCGCGCUUCGCCACCUCGCUCUCGCUUCAGAGAAGGAGACGACCGAUUGAACGCCACAAGGACCAUAUGUACAGGCGGACAGGAUCUAUACUCAGUCCAGCCUCGUUCUGCACAAAGGACCGACGGAUCAAGAGAAAUUCAAGACACGCAUCAAAUACUACUGCUUUCGUUGAUCCUUCUCCCGUUGCCGCUCUCCUCCCAACCACCGUGUCUGCCGUUGUCAAUGUGAGCGCUGAGAAUCCCAGAAAUGAGAUCCAUAUCUUCCAUCUAUCAAUGGACCCUGAAUCUGAGUGUGAGGAAGAGUAGAAAGAAGGCCCCGAGAAACGAG